Messenger RNA from Schistosoma haematobium, 1987 nucleotides. RefSeq lists its product as uncharacterized. Lineage: Eukaryota; Metazoa; Platyhelminthes; Trematoda; Strigeidida; Schistosomatidae. The record is from RefSeq and is a predicted model, not a curated record. The coding region runs from base 260 to 1675 and encodes 471 amino acids. The transcript has a single exon.
CAUUUUUAUCACCUUACAGAUUCAUCAGACUGACUGAAUCAUGUAAAUUCCAAGCAUCGAUUUCGCUUCAUUAUUCGGUAUAUGCGGUGUUUGAAUGAACUAAUGAUCCCUUUGUACUUGUUGCAUACUUGAUUUCGAAUUCUAAACACAGUACAUUCGUCCGUGGUUGUCUAGUACUUGUUGAUCCAAUUACGUUAUUUCUGGGAUUCUUAGUUCAUACUAUCAUUCAAAUACUCCUGAAUAUUACAUUAUUGUCGCGAUGGAGCCUGCAAUGGAAAAGUUAGAUAUUCAUUCAACUUCUGAAGCUUUUGAGGAUUAUUUGGAAAGGCUUGAAAUCUGGAACACGACUAAGAAAGAUGUUGAAGGUGAUAAAAUUGUGGCACAUUUCCUGACAUUCAUUGGGAGAGAGACGUACAGCUUAUUAAAAACUUUUUCAUAUCCAGAGAGACCUACCUCACUUCCUUAUGCAACUCUUAAGGAACUAUUAUUGAAUUGUGUAAAAUGCACUAGAUUUCAAUGCCGGGAAAGAGCAAAAUUUCAUAAGAUGAUUCGUCAAAAUGAUCAAAAUGUUCGGGAAUUCAUCCUUGAAUUACAGAAACAAGCUGCCAAGUAUAAUUUCGGUGAUCAACUUCAUGUGCAACUGAGAGAUCGAUUAAUUGCAGGAAUUAACAUACCGAGUUUGGAAAUAGAGCUGUUAAGAAUGCCGAACUGUUGCUUUCAAGAUGCUAGAACUGCAUGUGUUAACUACGAGGCAGUGAAUGAACUUGUUACCCAUUCGAUGAAGAUUUCUAAUACUUUGCUUAGUCGUCGUGAUGAAGCACAAUCUCAGGGUCAAUCAAACUUGCAUUCAUUUAACAGCGAUUCCUAUUCUCGUGUAAAUAUGAAAGGUGUUUCAACGAGGAAUUACAAAGCAAAUCACAAAGGUGAGAUGAAGUUUGGUAAAUGUUUAUCAUGUGGAAAGUUUCAUUUUUGUAAUUCAUGUGCAUUUCGUAAUGCUAAAUGUUUAAAAUGUUGUAAGAUAGGACACAUUCAGUCAGUAUGCAAAGCUACUGCUCAUUUUGCUUCAAGUAGUACUAAAUCUUGUAAUUUAAAUCUCAAUAAUUCGGAUGUUUCUAGUGAUUAUUCAUCUUUGUCUACUAUUUCGAAAGGUAAUGUUCAUAUUCAAAAGCGAUUAUAUACAUCGCUUGGUUCAUUUCAUGACUUUAUUGUGGGCACAGGCAGUAUAGAGUCCAUUAUUUCAUUCAAGAACUUGAAAGCUUUAGAUCCUAACGUUGUGGUACGACCCACUGAAGUAUCAAUACUGGGGAUUACUGGACACGGACUGCCCAUACGAGGAUGUUGUGAAUUGCUAAUAAGAGAUGAUAUUUCUUCAUACAUACCUUGUGAAUUUUUAGCUAGCGAAACAGGACUGUCAAUAUUGGGUUUAAAGAAUUUGAAAAGGCUUAAGGUGGAGUUGUCUAUUCUAGUUUCUAAAGAAAAUUCUGAUGCUUUACUUAAAGAUUUGAUAGUUACGUGUGCUAAGUGCAGUGGAGGUAUGAAAAUUAAGCCUAUAAAACUUCAAGCACAGGGUGAUCCAGUCUUUCUUAAAAGACGAAUAAUUCCUUAUGGUCUUCAAGAAGCAGUACAUAAGACAUUAAACGAUUUGUGUGUGAAAGGCAUAAUUGAACCAAUUUAGUCUUCAGCAUGCGGUACUCCUAUCGUUACGCCACUGAAGUCGGACGGCAAGACCCCUAGAAUUUGUGGUGACUAUAGAUUAACGUUGAACUCCCGUUUGUUGAGGCAAAGGUGCACUACGGUAGAGGCUGAAGAUAUUCUAAAUCGACUUCAUGGUUCUAAGGUGUUCGCGAAAUUUGACCUAAAAGAUGCUUAUCUUCAAAUUCCUCUAGAUGAAUCUUCAUCUAUUUUGACGACAAUUAACACUCCUUUUGGUCUGUUCAAAUACAAUUUCCUUCCAUUCGGUCUAAGUUGUUCUCCAGCCAUAUUUCAG